Messenger RNA from Phodopus roborovskii (desert hamster), 519 nucleotides. Its product is annotated as cleavage and polyadenylation specificity factor subunit 4-like. Gene Ontology annotation, molecular function: RNA binding; metal ion binding. Lineage: Eukaryota; Metazoa; Chordata; Mammalia; Rodentia; Cricetidae. Gene Ontology annotation, cellular component: mRNA cleavage and polyadenylation specificity factor complex. The transcript has 3 exons. The record is from RefSeq and is a predicted model, not a curated record.
AUGCAGAAAAUCACCGCCAGAGUGGACCACAUCAAAUUCGACUUGGAGAUGUCCAUGGAGCAACAGUUCGGGGCCCAGCCGCUGUCCUUCCCUGGCAUGUAUAAGUCAGGGGCUGUUGUCCUCAAGUUCUUUUUGAAAGCUGUAUGUGGCAAAGGUGGCAUAUGUCCAUUCCGCAACAUUAGUGAUGAGAAGACAGUUGUGUGCAAACACUGCCUAAAAGGACUGUGCAAGAAAGAGGACCAGUGUGAGUUUUUACAAGCGUAUGAAAUGAAGCUGGGAGAGUACGACAUGACCAAGAUGUGCUAAUGAUACUUUUACUCCAAGUUCUAGGAAUGCAGCAACAAACACAGUCCCCUGUGCAGGCACCAACACACUGGGAGAGUCAUUUAUGUUAAUUACCUCCUGGGAUUCUUCCCUGAGGGACCCUCAUGUAAAUUCAUUCACCCUCGAUUUGAACUACCCAUGGGAACCACUGAGCAGCCCCCACUACCACAGCAGAUACAGCCUCCAACAAAGUAA